Messenger RNA from Aedes albopictus (Asian tiger mosquito), 1625 nucleotides. Its product is annotated as tRNA (guanine(10)-N2)-methyltransferase homolog. The transcript is spliced from 4 exons. Gene Ontology annotation, biological process: methylation. The record is from RefSeq and is a predicted model, not a curated record. The coding region runs from base 108 to 1595 and encodes 495 amino acids. Gene Ontology annotation, cellular component: cytoplasm. Gene Ontology annotation, molecular function: methyltransferase activity; nucleic acid binding. NCBI's taxonomy places the organism in Eukaryota, Metazoa, Arthropoda, Insecta, Diptera, Culicidae.
CACGUGUGAUUACUGCGCGUGGAGCGGUUUGUAAACAGAGAUCGUAAAGCCGUAAAGCUAUAGUUUUGUUCGGUUCGGUCGUGAUAUCACCAUUAUUAGAUAGUAGAAUGUCUUCAGCGUGGAAGAAAUACGUCCUCUGGUUUGCCCAGGAACACGUAGACUUCCGGCAGGCAGAAAUUGCCUCGCUACUUCGGUUAUGGAACCUCAAAAUGAACACCGGUCCCGAUCAUAAACCGGAAAAUCCAUUCUGGAUAGUGGAACUGAACGGGGACGAGGCGGCCAAAAAACUGGCUUCCCGCUCGAUGUCGCUUCGCUGCAUCUUCGAACUUUGGACCCAUUCCAACCAUCUCAGCACGUUCCACGAACAGUUGAAAAGCUACAUCCAAACCAAUCGAACCGCGUUAAGUUCGGUGUUCGAUAAGGAUCGAAGCUUCAAAGUCACCGUAGAAACGUACAACAAGCAUUUCACGCAACCAGAAAAAGUGGCCAAGAUCGAAACGCUUCAGUAUCUCCCUGCGGAAGGCCCGGUCAAUCUAAAAACACCAGACGUGCAUUUUUGGUACAUCGAGUUCUGGGGCCUGGAUCCGAUGGACGUUCCGGAGCAACCGUUGGAUGUGCUGUUCGGCAAGUGGGUGGUGGAUGGUCGACGAGACAUGAUAAACGAGAUUUCGCUGAAAAAGCGGAAGUUCAUCGGGAACACUUCGAUGGAUCCGCAGCUGUCGCUGCUGAUGGCCAAUCAGGGACUGGCCAAGGCCGGCGACGUGGUGUACGAUCCUUUCGUGGGAUCCGGAUCGCUAUUGGUGGCUGCGGCCAAAUUCGGAGCGUACGUUCUGGGGACGGACAUCGACUACAUGACGGUUCACGGGAAAUCAAAGCCCACCAGAGUGAACCAAAAGGUUCGCGAAGCGGACGAGAACAUCUAUGCCAAUUUGAAGCAGUACGGGUGCGAGGGAAACUAUUUGGACGUCCUGGUUUCGGAUUUCUCGCGAAGUAUCUGGAAAAGUGACUUCCAGUUCGAUAGCAUAAUCACGGAUCCACCGUAUGGCAUUCGGGAAGCUACAGAGCGAAUUGAAUUCAAAACCCAGAAGAGGGCAACCUGUUUGAAUGAGGGCAGUGUUCACUAUCCAUCGACGUCACCAUAUCAGUUCGACCAGCUGUAUCGAGAUUUGAUGAACUUCUCGGCACGGUAUCUCAAGCUGGGAGGACGGUUAGUUUGCUGGUUCCCGAUUUUGAGGAAGGACUCCACACCGGACAUGCUUCCCCGGCACAAGUGUUUCCAGCUGGUUGCCAACUCGGAGCAACCGUUGACGGUGUACAGCGCCCGCCGCUUGCUGACCUACGAGAAGAUUUCCGACCGCGAAGAGGACAUGGAUUCCUACGAACUGUCGCAGGUAAUGAUCGAUAACUUCCGACAGCGGUACAUGAAAACAGUGCUGCAGAACAGCGGAACCCGCAAGGAGCGUCGAUUGGCGAUGCGAGACGUGGGGCGCGAAGAGGCAAUCAAACGGGGCAAGCAGCUGGACCCUAGCGAUGGCAAGUGGAAGUAUCCGAAAAGUCGAGAAGGCGGCGGUGGUGAUACGACCACGGAUAAAUAAAUGACCGAGAGGUUCGGUUCGAACAUUGAA